AUGGGCAAGAAGAACAAGAAGCCUCUCAAGGCCAAAGCCUCGAAGCUCUUCAAGGGGCAAGGCGACUCCCCUGACACGCCUCCGCAUCCUCCUGCACAGUUCUCUGAGCGCGAGACUCAAUUUGAAUCGCAAGUCAAGGCGCCAGUCAAGUCCUCGACGGAAGAUGAGUUUGACACAUUUGCGACUGAGUCCGACACGGAGGACAACGUCACUUCCAACAUCAGCGUCGGCAAGGCGUCGCCCAAGGGCAAAAUGAAGAAGAAAUCUUCCCUCUUCCUCCGUCUGCGUUCCAACACCGCCUCCGGUUCUGGUUCUGCUCCCCCACUUCCUCCGCCUCCCGUUCCACCGUUCCCCUUCCCCAUCUCGGCCCCGAUCCUUCAAGACAACAAGCCCAAGGUCCCUCCACCUCGUCCUCCUCGUCCGACGGACCCUCGUCAACUCCCUUUCUGCAUUGGCGUCGAGACUUCCGAUGGCGGCUUCGCCCCUCUCAAUCGCUAUGUGACUCCCCCUUCUCACAACAGCCCAGGCGGUCAGCCGGUCCCCGGCAGCCCUAGUCCCUUCCAGCUGUCCAUCUCGUCCAUCCCUACGACUCCGAUCUUGCAGCCCGAUCAGAUGGCCCAACUCCCAGGCACUGUCACCCCAAGCGCUACCAUGCCCGAGCCCUUGUCCGCUCUGCAGAACUACCGCACCAGCGCCGGCAGUACGAUGUCUGGAUCCACCGCACCGGGGGACCACGAAGACUUCAGCGGCGCCGGCAAAGGCAAAUCCGCCAUUCGCUCCCCUCCCGUCUCCAUGUACGCCGCUGGCAACCUCCGAGACCGACUCGACGCCCGACGCGCCCUCACUGCCGGACUCCCCGCCGACUUCGGCAAGAAGGGUAAGAUGGACACCGAGAUGGAGGCAUCUGGAUCGCAGAACAAUGCCGUUUUCUAUGAGCAUGCUAACAGUCUUUCUGCCCUAGCCGCGAACAAUAUCCCUCCGCAGGGAGGUCAGUACCCGUUCAGCUGGCAGCUUCCCAACAUGGAGCGGGUUGUGCCUCCCGGUUCGGGCGGUCCAGAGUUCCAUUUCGUGCAGCAGAAGGGGGCAGUUGGAGGUGCUGGGGAUGGGAGGAGGGGCUCCGGGGGAUCUGCUGGGGGUGCUGCUCCGCCGGGUACCCUCUGGAAGGACGAGAAGGGGUUCCUGCACUUUGUGCCUGAUAUUUGA
This is a messenger RNA of Westerdykella ornata, 1203 nucleotides long. RefSeq lists its product as uncharacterized. The transcript is spliced from 3 exons. The record is from RefSeq and is a predicted model, not a curated record. NCBI's taxonomy places the organism in Eukaryota, Fungi, Ascomycota, Dothideomycetes, Pleosporales, Sporormiaceae. The coding region runs from base 1 to 1203 and encodes 400 amino acids.